AGGAGAUGACCAGAGACUGCGGACAGUACAGGGAUGACCAGAGACUGCGGACACAGUACAGGGAUGACCAGAGACUGCGGACAGUACAGGAGAUGACCAGAGACUGCGGACACAGUACAGGGAUGACCAGUGACUGCGGACAGUACAGGGAUGACCAGAGACUGCGGAAAGUACAGGAGAUGACCAGAGACUGCGGACAGUACAGGGAUGACCAGAGACUGCGGACAGUACAGGGAUGACCAGAGACUGCGGACACAGUACAGGGAUGACCAGAGACUGCGGACAGUACAGGGAUGACCAGAGACUGCGGACACAGUACAGGGAUGACCAGAGACUGCGGACACAGUACAGGGAUGACCAGAGACUGCGGACACAGUACAGGAGAUGACCAGAGACUGCGUACACAGUACAGGGAUGACCAGAGACUGCGGACACAGUACAGG
This is a messenger RNA of Staurois parvus, 443 nucleotides long. The record is from the annotation of a GenBank genome assembly. NCBI's taxonomy places the organism in Eukaryota, Metazoa, Chordata, Amphibia, Anura, Ranidae.